GGCGUGAAGCAACGGGUAAACGGAAUAGUGGGACACUCGUGUCGCAACGAGCAACACCUCCUAGGGAAGAAGCGACCAAGCUAAAGUUGUCAUUAAUCCGAUCACCCACGAAGCUUUGCGCACACACAGGGCAUCGUUGUAGAAUUGGAAAAAGACCGGUUAAAACAUACACCGGUAUUUUACUUCAGAGUGACUUGUAUUUUUCGGUACUUGUCAUGGAAGGUCUCCAGCAUCAGCAGUCCAGCAUUCUGGAGAGGCAGCUAGUUCAGACGCUGCUGGAUGAGGUGUGGCCGCAUCUGAGCUGGUCCGCGGAGUCUAGGAACGUGCUGGUCAUUGGUUGUGCCACUGGAGAGACCAUGUGUCUCGACCUGUUGCCGCGACUGCCGCAAGAUGUUUUCAUCGUCGCAGCCGACCGGAGACCCGAGAUGAUUACUGAGUGCGAAGCAAGAUUUCCUUUCGAUAACGUGGGCUUCAUUACCGUGGACAUCGGGUCUCCAGACAUCCAAACGACUCACGCGUGGAACCUGGUACCGUACACGAAGAUCUUCAGCUUCUUCUACUUGCAGUCGGUACGGGAUCAGAACCAGGUGAUGGAGAACAUCUACAAGCUCCUGGUCAGCGGUGGAGAAGCGUUUAUCGUGAUGGUCAUCUACACGGCUGUGGAUGCCCUGUAUCAGGCUCUGUCAAGGGCGGAUUAUUGGAAUCUGUAUGUGGAGGAUUAUAGGCACUUCGUGACGCCGUACCAGUUGUUAGAUGAUCCUGCAGACGUACUGAGAGGUUUUCUGGAGGACGCCGGGCUUCAUAUCAUAAAUGUUGAGUGCAGAGAAAUCAACUUUACUUCUCAGAACAUAAACGUCAUAAGAGAAGGAGUGAGAGCUACAAACCUUUUCCACGAUAGGCUACCACCUGCAGUGCAGUUUAGCUACUGGGAGGACUGCAUAGCAGAGGUACGCACCAAUGGUAAGCUAAUGUGGUUCCCUCCCAAUGAUGGGAUGUACCACUACAGAUACAACGCGCUCAUCGCGCACGUAAUGAAACCGUGACUUCUAGAUCACCCCCACCCUAUUUAGUUCAUCUGGCCUGGCCGCCGACGUUCGAACUGCUCACACCUUAAUUCUUUGCAAACUUCCGUUGCAAUAGACACUUCAGUGAUAAAAUACUUGACAUUCAAGUUUUGCAGUGACGUCUUCGAGCAAGUAUAGCAUGACUGGUGAGCGAAGAUCACAUAAUCGACACUUGCUUCCAGAUGAGAUGAGCUCCCGAUCACGGACUCUUUCAGUACGUCUGAAACUCAAGUGGACAUGAAACGUGUGUGUUGAAUAUUAAUUUUUUCUGAAGUUAUGAAAUCACUCGCCCAGAGGAGCUUCAUACCUCCAAUUUCUACAUGUUUUCCUACCAACUACUCGAGAUGCCCUAGUCAUGGUUGACUGGUGCAAAGAAACAGAAGAAAAGAGGAAUCCAUCAAGAGCGAAAAGUUGUUUCCGCAUUAGAAAUAAGCUGAUCAUCUCCACUAAGUGAUGGAAUUCCUGUGAACGGUCGAUCAUACGAGAAGAAAAAAUUACGAAGCCUGCUCAGCUGAAAUAAAAGAUCGUGUGUACAGGAUGGUGUGCAGUGCACGGAUUCCUGAUCUUCAUCGGAAGAGACUGCACGGAAACACACAUUAGCUUUCAGAUACUGCAACGAUUAAAGUAGAUUCUAUUUUAUCUAUACACUGCCUCUUAACCUUGUCAGUUUUUAAUAAUUUAUAAAUAGUUUAUAAAUACUUAUUGUUCUUGGCUGAAAAAUUUGUAUUUUGGUGAGACGUUUCAGACAAUUAAUGCAUGUACUUUAACUACUGCAAAAAUUACAUUGUGAAUACAUUGAGGAGAAUAUACCUGUGUAUCCAUAGUAUUAACGAGCAGUCAUCCUACCUGUGGCAGGAUCCUGGUCCGUCAUAACUCUACUGAAAAACCAAUUUUUACCAAUUGCUGUUACGGAUUAGUAAUAACUAGAAAGUAAUUUACCGACAGAGUGAAGCUAAUCACUGUGCUGUAGCGCACUUUUAAAAUGAAAUUCGCAUUUCAUUGAAGUCAUUUGACAGAACAGCUUCAUGCUGACAAUAUUCCUCAAUAGUAAUGGCGUCCAGACCAGUUAUCUGCUACCCUCGGUCGCUACUGGCUAAACAGAUGGCGUCCAUUCGUCAACAGAAGGCUUACGGCAUCUCUUGUCAUUCGGUUUAAUCGGACAGAAUACUCUUCGUUCUGAAAGGCCGGCUGCUUGGCUCAUGUAAGCGCAGGUGAAGUUACUUGUAAAGACUCGAUUUGGCUUAAAAAAUAAAAUUUUUGAAACUAAUGUCCUAAAAUAAUCCUUGAGGGCUGCCACCUUGUACACUGUUCCCCUUAAAUAGGAGUGGGGACUGGACAACAUUACGAACAAUGUGUCAUCUACUCUCCAACAGCAUAUUAGCCGUAGUAAGGGCCUCAAUGCUAUCGCAGGGAUAUGUUCAAAUAUUUCGUUUAGUGUUAUGUAAAGGGACUUAAUUGCAAUUGUAUUCCAAAUUAUCAAAUCAGUAAAUAUUAAAAUAUUCAAUGAUCAGUUAAAGUUAUCAGUCAGAAUUGUAACAAUGAAUACAGUAAAAUAAUGAAACAAUCUUUGAUGAUUGAAAACAGUUUAAUAUUAGUUUUACAGUGAGGAACUAUAUGUAAUAAGAGCAGGUACUGAAUCCAUACUGAUAUUUAAAUAGUUUACAGGUGCCUCUAGAAAUCAGUUGUCUUUCUAUGGCAAAUAUUAAUCCCAAUUCCAGAAAUUUAAAAUAAAACAUAGCAAAAUAAUUGUGUGCAAAUAAACGUGUGAAUACACAGUAAAUCACCUACAGAACUUAACCAGACUUCAAUUAAAGUUAGAUUAGCGACAUAUGAAAAACCGUAAUAAAAACUAAAAUUUCU
This is a messenger RNA of Schistocerca gregaria, 2924 nucleotides long. RefSeq names its product juvenile hormone acid O-methyltransferase-like. Bases 216 to 1043 code for a protein of 275 amino acids. The transcript is spliced from 6 exons. The record is from RefSeq and is a predicted model, not a curated record. Lineage: Eukaryota; Metazoa; Arthropoda; Insecta; Orthoptera; Acrididae.